CCCAGACAUGGGUGGAAAAGGGUCCCAGCUCCGUUUAACCGAGCAACAUCUGCGUCUCCAGGCCGACGCUCCAUAAACUGACAACAAACAGAGGGCAACUUUUUCUUCUUAUUAUAUUAUUGUUACGAUAAACUACUUAUAGCCCCAGGACAGACCAGGGAGCUGGAAAAGUUAGUCCGUGAGUGUGCGUGGUUUUUUGUUUUUUUCGGGGGUUUUUUUGCGGCAACAUUUAAAACAAAAAAAGAGCUGAUGAAAUUAUCAGAGAAGUAAGACUUCGGGGAGCCGCUCAGCAGGAGGUCUCGACGCUUUUCCGACCACGCCACCGCUGGCGGGCUGAUGGAUUUCAUCUUCCUGUGUCACUUUGACAUCUUCAAAGGUAUGACGGACAAACGAGCCGAAACUCUCCCUCCCUCUGGUCAUCAGGAGGGAGUUAAUGAAGAAAUCUGAAGGUAAUUAAGAGCAGCUCCGGGGUUUUACUGAACAACUGAGGGACAAAAAGGCCUGACAAAGCUUGUGGCGCUUAAAGGGAGUCUGGGCACUCUGGCACACUCUGCAUUGUGAGUCUGGCACGUAUGCCUUUGUAUUUGAACCUGACUCUGUUCGGCUGGUGGGCCUUAAAUGCUGCUAAACUUUGCUGAAUUUGAGGUUUUGCCAGUGAAAAGUUACAGCAAAGUGGAAAGGAAAACUUCCUGACCCAGUGAGGGAAACCUCUGUGGGAUUCCUUUAUGUCUUGCAAAGUUUACAGCAGGUAACAAGCAGAGUGUCUUCAGUAAUCUCCUGUUUCUUGAUGUUGUUUUGUACUUAAGUGUUCAUCUGCGGUGUGAGUCCAGCGUUUUAUUGCAAAGACUCGAAAGGCCUCAGUAAUUUGAUGUUCGACGAAUGCUUUUCUCUUCUAGGUGUCAAACGGGUUGUGAACCUUAGUCGAUGGAUUUGUCACCUUUAAUUCAAGAGGUUUUCACCUGUACUUUCUCCGUAGGCUAGAAACGUGGAAGCAUGGGCGACUGGAGCUUUCUGGGGCGGCUGCUGGAGAAUGCUCAGGAGCACUCAACAGUCAUCGGCAAAGUCUGGCUGACCGUCCUCUUCAUCUUCAGGAUCCUGGUGCUCGGCGCCGCGGCCGAAGAGGUCUGGGGCGACGAGCAGUCCGACUUCACCUGCAACACCCAGCAGCCCGGCUGCGAGAACGUCUGCUACGACGAGGCCUUCCCCAUCUCGCACAUCCGCUUCUGGGUGCUGCAGAUCAUCUUCGUGUCCACGCCGACCCUCAUCUACCUGGGCCACGUGCUGCACAUCGUCCGCAUGGAGGAGAAGCGGAAGGAGAAGGAGGAGGAGAUGCGCAAAGCGAACAGGUUCCAAGAGGAGAAGGAACUCCUUUACAGAAACGGCGGCGACUCUGGAGGCGGCGGGAAGAAGGAGAAGCCGCCCAUCAGAGACGAGCACGGCAAAAUCCGCAUCAGAGGUGCGCUGCUGCGCACCUACGUGUUCAAUAUUAUUUUCAAGACCCUGUUUGAAGUGGGUUUCAUUUUGGGCCAGUAUUUCCUGUAUGGCUUCCAGCUGAGGCCCCUGUACAAAUGCGCACGUUGGCCGUGCCCCAACACUGUUGACUGCUUCAUAUCAAGGCCCACUGAAAAGACCAUUUUUAUUAUAUUUAUGCUUGUGGUGGCUUGCGUGUCUCUUUUGCUGAAUUUGUUAGAGAUCUAUCACCUCGGAUGGAAGAAACUCAAGCAGGGCAUGACGAAUGAGUUCGUCCCUGAUAGCGAGCCGCUGCAGCGCACCAACGCUGAAGAGCCUCAGUGUUUGGCCUCAGUCUCCAGAACUGUCCCAUCCAGCCUCAGCUACCCUCCCAACUACAUAGAUGUGACGGCAGGCAGCGGGGCGUUCCUGCCACCUGUAAAGCCGGCGGCAAUGGCUUCAGCAGCGGAGUUCAAGAUGGGUGACCUUCAGCAGGAAGAGUCCCUUCGCCAGUCUUCUUCCCCUUCUCAGUACUACAUCAGCAACAACCACAGGCUGGCCACGCAGCAGAACUGGGCCAACUUGGCCACCGAGCAGCAGACUCGGGAGAUGGGUUCCCCGUCACCAUCCUCGUCUUCUUCUGCCAACAAUGAGAACGAACAGCAGCAGACGCCGGCUGGUGCUGCGCUGCUUCUUCCCAGCAACAACACCAACAGCAAUGCCAACACCACCAACAACGCCGCCUCAGGCAGCACCGGCGGCAGCAGCCCAGCCACCGACAGAGGCGGCGGAGGAGGUGACAACACGCAGGAGGAGGUCCACCACACCAUCACGACGGUGGAGAUGCACGAGCCUCCGCACAUGGCCAGUACAGACCCUCGGCGGCUCAGCCGGGCGAGCAAGAGCAGCAACAUCAGGGCCAGGCCAAGCGACCUGGCUGUCUAGAAGCGCUUUGGCCCUUUAGGGUCCCCCGACACCUCCAACAGCACCUCCGGCUUCCUUCUACCACGCCCUCAAACACUGAUUGUUAAACACGCAAGGAAAGCAAUACAUUCUUGCUUUAGGUAGGAACCAGAUCUAAGAAAAAUACAAAAAGACAAAGUAACAAGAGGCAGGAAAGCAAAUCAGCAUAAAAUGUAGCUGCUAGUAUGGAAUCACUUCCCCAGACAGAAGGGUCCGACUUCACCCGUCGCUCCCUAGCCCCACCAAUCUAAGUCCUUUUCUGGCUUUCAAAUAUUUGAUCCCAUGGCCUAACACAAACUAAAUUUACUAGUCAUUAGCUAUAACAGCCAGGUUUUCAUUUAUAAGUGCGGCAGCUGCCACCACGUGAGAACCGGGAAGGGUUUCGGACUCUGGGGAUUCAGGGUGGUGUUGAGAGUCUUGGGUCAAAUACUAUCGUCUCCAGCUGUAGCCUUUUAGUGCAAUCGGUGAAUUGUAGAGCUGCUUAUGUAAGGUUUGUUAAGACUGUGCACAAAAAGUAUGAUCACACCUUUUAACAAAAAGCAGAAGGUAAAAUUCUAUGUUGUUAAAGGCAAAUUUUAGCAACGUGGUUUGGUGGAAGACUUAGUGGUGCUUCACUCUUAUUUGUUGGUGCAAACUGACAUAUUUUCCUAAUGUCUGUGUGAAGAUGAUGAGAUUCUUACGUUAAAUAACGCUAUGUCCAUGUCAUCUAAAGCUGGUUAUUAGCUUGGCUAUCUGUUCAGGUAGCAAGCCUAUCCGGUCAGCCGCUUCAGACAUGCCACUUGUUGUCGUUUUAGAACAGAACUGCCUUCAUAAGAGGGAUUGUUGGUGCUGAUUUCAGCUUCCAAUACCAUGAUACUUUUCUGUAAGUGAGGGAAACGUGUAGUGGCUUUGUCUUGGCCAGCUGCCCAGCAGUGCGCAGCAACAAGUGGGAGAGAAAGCACCGGUCACUUUGGCACUUUCUCUGAGAUUUCAUUAAGAUGAUUUAAAUAGUAGGAGUGGUAUAAGAGAACAUCUUAGUGCUUUAGAAAACUUAAAAACCCCGGUUUUCCUUGAUACGGCCUAAUAGUGAAUGAAAAUGUGCAUUUCAGCUGCAGGAAGCAAAAUGUCAGUGCUCUAUGUUAUGUUAUUGCAAUUCAUGUUAGCUUACUUAUUGUUCAGUAUGAGGGUUUACUAAAGACUCUGAAUCAAUGUCACAUUAAAAAGUUGUAGAUGUUUUUUUUUAACAAGAUGUGACAACAUAAUUGUUUUCAAGACAGAUUAUUGCGGAAAGUGUAGUCCUACAACUCACCGAUGCACUGGCGUACUAACUUAGUUUUACCCUAAAUCCACUAUAUAUCUCUUUUGCCAAUGUUUUAAAAAUUUAACAAUCAGGAUGAAGGAAAAAUAAAUUUAAAAAAACAAUGCAGGUCAAAAUUAACCAAGUGAUUCCCAUAAUUGACCUUGUCCUCUCAGAGAAAAUGGUUACCUGACUCUGCUUUCAGUCAACGUAAGUAAAAAUAUAUUGCACAAAGUUAAUGCAUGCCAAAAACUUUUAAAAUAUAAUCCAAAAAUACACCAGACAACAUAAUAUUCAAAAUAUAGCAUCCCAGAGGGUUUUGGUUAAGGAUUUGUAACAAGUAUUUUGUAGUUAUUUGGGUGGGUAAUUUCUUUCCCCCACAUACCCACAACUACCUUUUUAAUCACACCUGAACAACAAUAGCAACCUUGGAAGCUCCGUUAUUUUUUUUAUUGUUACACACUUCAUGUGCUUCUUCAUUAGUUUUAUUCUGAAAAGUGCUAUUUUUUUAAGAAACUGAAUUGACUUUUACUCACAUACCCCAUCCCUGUAGUAGUCAGUUUUUGACUGAGCAGCAACUCAGAUUAAAAAGAAAAAACAAAAACAGCUGUUGUGCGUUUUUGAAACGCUGUUGUGCAGUAGCCCCCACUAAUGCUUUUUAUUCCUAUUGUGCUCGUCGCGAUACUUGGACACCUUCAGAGAACCUGAGAUGUUAACUCAUCAACCGCCACGCACUUCUGUGUAUGUGGUGUGUCACUGUCCUGUUUGGUUGCUCACGCCGCAAGCAUUUUCAAAAUGCCGUUUCACUUUACAUUAACCUUAAUCUACGGUAUAUUGUCACGAGCCCCUCACUUGCGCACCUGAGUGAAAAACCUGAUCUGUACUUGACAUGUUACUGAGCAUAACAGCACAAUGAAGAAUUAGAGGGAGAGUUAAAGAUUUAAAAGUGAAGUUCUGCUAAAGGUUUUUUUUUAGCAGUUAAUAUCUUACUUGCAAUAGAUAAGUAUCAAGAGAUUCUUAUUAGUAUAAAUCCACAUUAGCUAGCCCUGGAGACAAAAGCUAGUAGCUUCAGCAUCUGAGACUGAAGCUAGCUAGACUGAAGCUAGCAGCUAGUGAAGUUCUGCUAACGGUAUAUAAGCAGUUAACUUACUUGCAAUAGAUAAGUCUCAAGGCAUCUUCAUCAGUAUAAAUUCACAUUGCCAAGCUCUGGAGACAGAAGCUACUAGCUAGCUUCUUCCUCAGUGGCAGAAGCUAGUAGCUAGCUUCAGCGUCUGAGACUGAAGCUAGCAGCUAGCUAAUUCAAAAAGAACAAAUCCCCAGUAUUCUGCCAUUGUAAAAAUCCUCAUAUCUCGAAAUGGUAUUCUUUGAGAUUUCAUAAACAUCUCAAAGUUUAGGAUUUUAAAGUGAAGUUCUCCUAAAGGUAUAUAAGCAGUUUAUAACUUACUUUCAGUAGAUAAGUCUCAAGGCAUCUUCAUUAGUAUAAAUCCACAGUAACUAGUCCUGGAGACAGAAGCUAGGCGUCAGCCUCAGUGUCAGAAGCUAGGCUUCUUCUUCUUCUUUUCCUUUUUUAUGGCGGUUGGCAAGCAACUUUUAGAUGUGCAUUACCGCCAUCCAGAAGCUAGGCUGAACUAACACCUAGCUAAUGCAAAGAGACCAAUCCCAAUCUUCUACCAUCUUAAAAAUGCUCAAAUCUCGAAAUGGCAUAACAGUUUAUGUAAAUGCUAUUUUAGCAACCUUAAAACGGUUCCUAUUAGCAAUCAAUGGCUAUUUAAACUGCUGAUUUUUUUUUACACCUGAAAUGGAGGUCGGAGUUGACACACCACCAGUGGCGUUCCUAUGUGAGAUGUGUACAGCGAACUAAGCACAGUUUCAUAGUUAAAUGUAAAUAAUAUAAAAGUAAAGCACUAUAAAAAGGAAAAACACUGGCUUAAACUGCAACAAACACCUGAGGUAUUCCAGGAUUAAUACAUAUUUUGAACAUGAAGAUAACUGGUGGCGCACUGCCUUCGACUUCCAUUUCAUAUGUUGAUAUUGCAAGACGUGAAAAUGAUUUAACUCUUCAUAAAACAGUGUUUACAUAAACCACUGACAUUUUUGAUGUCAGAGUUAUUUUAAUACAAUGGACAUAUAAUUUGGUCUUGUCCCAUAUUAGACUAGACAUGAUGUUCAACCUUCAGGACCAACUCAUGAGGACUUACUAAAUGAAGAGACUAAGUGGGUUAUCUGCUGCUGUAGUUAGUCAUGUAACAGAACUUCACUUCAAAAAUAUGAAACUCCUUCCUUUAAUACUAUUUUAUGUAGGCAGUAUUUCACCUGUCGUCUGCACAGCCAGCAGCUGCAGUGAGGGACAGGAGUAGGAACAGGGUGAAGGAGGACAUUUUUCAGCAAAGUAGAGACACUACAAAAUCAUGUUACUGUAUAGUCCAAGCAUAGUGUACCUUAUUUAUAGGUAUAAGGAUAGGUAUAAAACUAUGCAAGGAUAAAACACAAAGCUAAAACAACCUUUGUAACUUCAAUUUUUUUUAAAAAAGCACCAGAAAGACUUGCUUUUUUGCUAUUAUUAUUAUUUAUGAUUUUCAACGUUUACAUUUUAGAAGUCGGUACUUGCACAUUUAGGAAGUAAAGGUGCUCCUCUACAGUAACAGAGCUAACAGUAUUAAGAGGCGGAGAGAUGUAAUGUGACGCAAGACUGCUAAUGACAGGGCGAAAAGUCUUAAAAACCACAACUGUUCACAGACAUAGGAAUAUUACCAAAAGGCUCAUUCGUCUCACGCACUGAUAGCAAAGUGUCCGGACAUUGAAAAAGGAGAGAGAAAAACAAAAACAGCUGGAAUAUUUUUGUGUUUGUUUAGUUAAUGUGUUCCCACAAACCUGCUGGGACUCCGGUCAGACGUCACAUAUCAAGACAGCCCUGCCCGUUCAGAGAGAACGGGCGGCUGGCCCUUCCCCAACCCCGCAACCCUGACAGGAUGUUGGGUUCAAAGAGCGUUGUCCCCGUGACUACUUGAAGCUCUCUUUCCACUAACAGUAUGUUUUCAUUUAUUUUUUUCAUGCGGAGCAUGAUGUCUCUGGCCCAUCAGGGAGAAGGAACCAUCUCACGACGCUCACAGCUGCAAUCUGUUUUCAAACGUCGUCUUAAAACAAGAGAAGUGCCUUGUGUAUGAAUGAUGCUAUUUGUAAAGACAAGUUGAUGUAAAUGUUAAUUUACCUCAAGUGUUUACAAAAAACUGUUACUAAAUAAAAAAUUUUGUACUAUA
Molecule: messenger RNA, 6945 nt
Organism: Xiphophorus hellerii (green swordtail)
Lineage: Eukaryota; Metazoa; Chordata; Actinopteri; Cyprinodontiformes; Poeciliidae
Gene: gja3
Product: gap junction protein, alpha 3
Exons: 2
Coding region: 994-2394 (466 amino acids)
Biological process (GO): cell-cell signaling
Cellular component (GO): connexin complex
Molecular function (GO): gap junction channel activity
Source: RefSeq, a predicted model, not a curated record